GAUUUCGUCCUUGGACGAAUGCAGGAUCGAUCCUUCAUGAGCUUGUGCGUCUCUCUCUCUCUCUCUCUCUCUUGUAUUUCUCUGUUGUCCUCCCUCGACCGUCUCGUUUCGUUCCGUCUUACUCGACCCACGCACACGCACCCACGAACGAAACUUUCAAAAGGAUUAAGGCGCUUGCGACGAUUCGAUAAUCGAGAAUAACAAUCGUCGUUCUGGCUGAUCCUGAUGAUCUCUCACCACUGCCAAAUUCGCGCGAUCUAUUCUCGGGUAUUUUCUUGGAGAAGUGUCUUCCGUAAGCGCAAACACCUUUGAUAAAGGACGAAGCGACAAUUAAUAAUACUUUACAACGAUUUCCAAAUCGUACAAUCUAGAUAUUAUUAUAAAGAGUAAAAAUUAUACUCUUAAUUCGCGAUUCCUCAAUCAUUCAAAACACGUCGUCUUCCUAAAGCGAAACAUACAAACUAUUGUACUUCGAGGGGGAUUCGUUUUGGUAACGAACGAGAGAAGCAAAAAGACGAAGAGAAGCAAGAAGAAGAAGAAGCAGAAGAAGAAGAAGAAGAAGAAGAAGAAGAAAGAAUCCUCUUUUAAAGUUUUCGAGAUAUAGCCAAGGUUAAAUUCGGAGGUAGUAAAUAGUCUAACGAUAAUCUAGACAGUGACAAUCGCUAAUAAAGUAAAAAGAAAUAAAAAAAAAAUUAAAAAAGAGAAUGGCAAGUGUUCGAAGAUAGAAGAAGAAGAAGAAGGACGAUGCGAAACGCAAAGGUUCUCUUGGCGACGAUCCUUUCGCUUCUCGGCACGCUCGUCGUCUCCGAAGUGCAAGCUUGGAGAUCGACGAUCGGUCAGAGCGGAAUUCGCGAGAGCUCGCUCGACGGAAGGUAUGGGAAUAGUCGUUUACCGAAUCUGACCAUUGGUCUGGUAGUGCCGCACACGAAUUUUGGUGCGCGCGAGUACACAAAAGCGAUCAAUCGAGUGGUUAACAAUCUUCACAAAGGUCAAGCAGCAAAGAUCAGAGGUCAAACGAGAUUUACCUUUCUCGACAAGUACGUUUUCACGCCGCACCAGGUGAAGAACACUAUGCUGAGACUCACGCCAAGUCCUACAGCUAUACUCGAUUCUCUCUGCAAGGAUUUCCUGUCGUUAAACGUAUCGGCUAUUUUGUAUCUGAUGAAUUACGAACAAUACGGCCGUAGUACGGCCAGCGCUCAGUAUUUUCUUCAAUUGGCCGGUUAUCUAGGAAUUCCUGUUAUUGCUUGGAACGCCGAUAAUUCUGGACUCGAAAGGAGAGCUUCGCAGAGCAACCUGCAGCUACAAUUGGCUCCUUCGUUGGAACACCAAACGGCUGCUAUGUUGAGUAUCUUGGAGCGAUACAAAUGGCAUCAAUUCAGCGUAGUUACGUCGCAGAUCGCAGGCCACGACGAUUUUAUUCAAGCGGUCAGAGAACGGAUUUCCGAUAUGCAAGAUACAUUCAAGUUUAACAUAUUGAGCGCGGUACAGGUAACGAAUGCGAGCGAUCUCUUGGAAUUGGUAAACAGCGAGUCGAGAGUGAUGUUGCUCUACUCGACUCGAGAAGAGGCAAUGCACAUACUCAAGGCUGCCGAAGAUUACAAGAUCACGGGCGAGAAUUACGUUUGGGUCGUCACUCAAAGCGUCAUAGAAACUCUUCAAUCGGCCAGUCAGUUUCCGAUUGGAAUGCUUGGCGUGCACUUCGACACGAGCAGCGACAGUCUCAUCAGCGAAAUCAACACGGCUGUCAAAGUUUACGCCUACGCCGUCGAGGACUUUGUAAACGAUCCCAAGAACGCGAAUUACACUUUGGACACUCAGUUGAGUUGCGAGGGUGCCGGGGAAGCAAGAUGGAACACGGGAGACUUAUUUUUCAAAUAUUUGAAAAACGUAUCGGUGGAAGGAGAUCAGGGGAAGCCAAAUGUCGAGUUCACUCAAGACGGUGUUCUCAAGGCUGCGGAAUUGAAGAUUAUGAAUCUUCGUCCAGGAGUUAGUAAGCAGCUUGUUUGGGAGGAGAUUGGCGUUUGGAAGUCUUGGGAAAAGGAAGGCCUCGAUAUAAAGGACAUAGUUUGGCCGGGUAACACGCAUACGCCUCCUCAAGGAGUACCAGAGAAGUUUAACCUGAAGAUAACGUUUCUCGAAGAACCACCGUACAUCAAUCUCGCUCCGCCCGAUCCCGUCAGUGGGAAAUGCCUAAUGGAUCGUGGCGUUCAUUGCCGAGUAGCCAAGGAAUCGGACAUGAGCGAGAUGGACAUUCAGUCGGCUCAAAAAAACGAAAGUUUUUAUCAAUGCUGCAGCGGAUUUUGCAUCGAUCUACUGCAAAAAUUUUCGGAAGAAAUAGGCUUCACGUACGAGUUGGCUAGAGUGGAGGACGGGAAAUGGGGUACACUCGAGAACGGAAAGUGGAAUGGCCUUAUAGCGGAUUUGGUUAACCGGAAGACCGACAUGGUAAUGACGUCCUUGAUGAUAAAUUCUGAAAGAGAGGCAGUCGUGGAUUUUACCGUUCCUUACAUGGAAACCGGAAUAGCCAUCGUUGUUGCAAAACGAACUGGAAUAAUAUCACCCACAGCUUUUUUGGAGCCAUUCGACACGGCUUCCUGGAUGUUGGUGGGAAUCGUCGCGAUUCACACCGCGACGGUAAUGAUACUCUUUUUCGAGUGGUUAUCACCGUCCGGUUUCGACAUGAAGGUAAAGCCUUCAGUCGCUCCGCAGAAACUGAAAAAUCCAUCGCCGAAUCAUCGCUUUUCGUUUUGCCGCACUUACUGGUUGGUCUGGGCGGUACUGUUCCAAGCAGCCGUCCAUAUCGAUUCUCCGAGAGGAUUUACAGCCAGAUUCAUGACGAACGUUUGGGCGUUAUUCGCCGUGGUCUUCCUCGCCAUUUACACUGCCAACUUGGCUGCCUUCAUGAUAACGAGGGAGGAAUUUCACGAGUUCACCGGUGUCGACGAUCAUCGACUGGCCAAACCGUGGUCGCACAAGCCCAUGUUCAAAUUUGGCACUAUACCUUGGAGUCACACCGACAGCACACUGGCUAAAUACUUUAAGGAUAUGCACUCUUACAUGAGGGGCUUUAAUAAGAGCAGCGUGGCCGAGGGAAUCGAGGCUGUCAUCAGCGGUGAAAUGGAUGCAUUCAUAUACGACGGAACCGUCCUCGACUAUUUGGUCGCUCAAGACGAAGAUUGCAGGCUUCUCACGGUUGGAUCUUGGUACGCCAUGACGGGAUACGGUUUAGCCUUUUCUAGAAAUUCCAAAUAUUUGCAAAUGUUCAACAAACGUUUGCUCGAUUAUCGGGACAACGGUGAUCUCGAACGUUUGAGACGUUUCUGGAUGACGGGCACGUGCAAACCGGGAAAAGAGGUUCAAAAAAGUAGCGACCCUUUGGCGCUCGAACAAUUUUUAAGCGCUUUCCUAUUGUUAAUGAUGGGAAUUCUUCUCGCAGCCGUCUUCCUUCUUCUCGAACAUCUAUAUUUUAAAUACGUGAGACAACACUUGGCAAAGAGCGACGGCGGUGGAUGCUGCGCUCUUUUCAGCUUGAGCAUGGGAAAAUCUUUGACCUUUCGCGGUGCGGUCUACGAGGCCCAGGAUAUACUGAGACAUCACAGAUGCAGAGAUCCAAUUUGCGAUACUCACUUAUGGAAAGUGAAGCAUGAGUUGGACAUGGCCAGGAUCAGGAUACGACAGCUCGAGAAGGAUCUCGAAGCUCACGGAAUAAAGCCCAGUCAGACCAAGAGGAAAACCGGAAGUCUGGCCUGGUGGCGAGGAUGCUUUCAAAGUUCGGACCGGCAUCGACAUCCGGAACCAUUGACGGUCGAAGCGCCGCAUCCGCUACCGCCAUACUUCGAUUCAUUCAUCGAUGCGGUGGAGGUCGCAAGGCCAAGAGACAUGAGCAUUAAUCACGUAGUAAGCACCGAGUACGCGGAAACCUUUUUACCGACGGAGAUUUAUAGAAUUCCGGGCACGGAAGGGGUAAGAACGGAAAUUGCAGAAAUGGAAACAGUUCUGUGAUCGUAACAGGUACGGCCUUCAUCGCCCAGACAUUAAAAGAAGCCAAACAGCCGGGAGACACUUGUUCUUCUGAUGAAAAAGAAAAAAAAAAAAAAAGAAGGAAGAAAAGAAAAGAAAGAAAAAGAAAAAGAAAAAGGAAAAAAAAAGAAAGAUAUUCCGUCGAAUCCACGAGCAUCGAAUUGCUUCUUUGCCCUUUCGGAAUCACGGACGACGAGUUCUUUCGUAUCUCCUAAAGGAUAUUUUAUCGAUGACGUGAUACGACGCGACGAACGAACAAUUUCAAAAAUCUCAAUCCUUUCCCUUAAAGAAGGAGUCUGAAUUUUACAACAUUUUUUCCUUAAUCAACGAAAAAAAGACGAAUAUGGAAAAGAGAACGACAAUGACGAUGAUAUUUGACACCGUUCAAUGCCUAAUCGACUCGUCGUAUUUCGCCAAUAAAGAACGAUAACGGAGAUCCAUCCUUAACCUCUCAUUUUUUCUUCCCUCCCCCCCCUCUCUCUCUCUCUUUCUAUACGUCAUAUAUAUUAUAUAUAAUAUUUAAUAUUUUUCCUUACUAUUAAAAUCUCCUUCCGUAUCCUUUCUCGUUUUCUCUCUUCCACAUGGAGAAUGAAUUUCCACGAAAAAAUGAAGAGGUUGAAAAAAAAGGAAAAGUAGUGAGAGUAAAUUGUGAGAUUCACGAGUAAAACAUGUGAAAAAAAAUGGAAAAGAAUAAAAAAAAAUAUAUAUAUAUAUAUAUAUAUAUAUAAGUACAUACAUUCUAUAACGUACCAUUUAAACGUACGCGACUUUUUUCUCGGUCCUUUCUAAAUUCAAUUUGUGCCUACAAAUCGUAUGAACACGACGGUACCACCUUUGCACCACGGGUUUUGUCUGCGAGCAAAUAUGAAGAAAAGGAAAAGCCAAACAAACGUAAGAGAUAGAGAAAAGAAGGAAAGAGAAAGAAAAAAGGAAAAAGAAAUUAGAUACAAGGGAAAAAAGUCAUAUUGUAAAAGCGCAACGAAAUUAUUCUUCGAUUUUCAUUGUCCUUUCGUGUGGUGGUGGGCAAAGCAUUAAGAGAGAGAACUAUUAUCACGAGGGUUGUACCGAGCUAUUUAAUGUUGUGUAGGGAACUAAAAUUAAUUAAUAUUAUUAUUAUUAGGGCAAAACACAAUCGGGCACCAACAAUGCAAUAGAUAGUUAUCGAGUUCUUCUCAUUUUUAAGAAGGGCUAUUUUAAACUUUGUAUAAACUCGUGACCGACCAUGGCACACACGACAAGUAAAUAAAACGUAAAACAAAAAAAACGUACAUACAUACAUACAUACAUACAUACACGUAUACAUAUAUAUAUAUAUAUAUAUGUAUAAAUGUAUACGUACAUCCAAUUCACGUACAAAGAAAAAGACGACGAGGCUGUAAGAACGCUACCCGGUAAAAAAAAGGAGUAGCUAUCCCAGAAAAGAUGUGAAUCUAUGUGUUACCCUACGAGAUUUAGACCGGAUAUAUCUGCGAGUGAAAUAAUACAAAAAAAAAAAAAAAAAAAAAAAAAGAAAAAAAAGAACAAAAAAAGAAAAAAAGAAAAAAAAAAGAAAAAAAAAGGAAAAAAAAGAAGAAAAAAAAAAGGAAAAAAAAACAUGUUUGUCGGUUAACGUUACAUUGUACGCGCAUCGAUAUAAUUAUUAUACAUAUAAGGAUAUACAUAUACGUGCGUAUUUACGCUAUAUAUAUAGGUUAUUUCCACGUAAAAGAGAAAGAUGAGCAACAAAUUAAAGACGACGUACCGUGGACAAAAAUGAGAUAUUCUAAAAAAACUUUACUUUGAGGACGUAAUAAUGCUCGAUGAAAAAAAUAAUACGCUACACACACACACACACACACACACACAUAUAUAUGUAACGACGAACGAUAUGUAAAGUCAAAAAGAAAAAGAAAAAAAAAGCAGUAAUGUAUAAGAGAAAUAGAAAAGAAAAGAGGUUACUACCUCGUCGUGGAGUGUCAGGCGUCGUUUGACGAAUAUUUGAAAAUUGUCCAGAAAGACUAACAAAGAAAAAAAAA
This is a messenger RNA of Vespa mandarinia (Asian giant hornet), 6038 nucleotides long. It is a transcript of the gene Nmdar2, whose product is annotated as glutamate ionotropic receptor NMDA type subunit 2. Gene Ontology annotation, cellular component: membrane. Lineage: Eukaryota; Metazoa; Arthropoda; Insecta; Hymenoptera; Vespidae. Gene Ontology annotation, biological process: monoatomic ion transport. The record is from RefSeq and is a predicted model, not a curated record. Gene Ontology annotation, molecular function: signaling receptor activity; ligand-gated monoatomic ion channel activity.